This is a messenger RNA of Drosophila busckii, 1396 nucleotides long. The record is from RefSeq and is a predicted model, not a curated record. NCBI's taxonomy places the organism in Eukaryota, Metazoa, Arthropoda, Insecta, Diptera, Drosophilidae.
UUUUUAUUUGUGCUAAAAGUUUUUGUGUUAAAAGACAACACCAACGAUGCUCAAGUGGGCUGUCAACCAGCCGCGUCCUUCCUACCUGGGCGCAGCCACAGGCAAAGCAACUGAAACUGAAACUGGAAAUGCCACCGCUAUAGAAGUGGAAGCUUCCAGAGCUGGCAGAGCCUUGAACGAGGACUACAGCGACUUGCAGGCCACUCCCAUUCCAACGCCAACGAUUCGGCUCAAGCUCAAGCGCCAUUCGCUGCUCCUCAGCAGAGACAAGGAGAACCAACUGACCUCCACGCCAUUGCCCGCCGCCUCUGCCUGCCCCUGCGCCUGCGCCUUUCCACGUACGCCGCUCCUGCGAGAUCUGAGCAACAUCAUGUCCCCACUGCAGAUGCAGACUCCUCCUCCCAGUCAAAGUCACAGUCGAGUGCGCAGUCAGCUGAAGCUGAAGCCUUCCACAGUCUACGCCUCCACGCUGCCCACCUUCGAGGCGGAGUACUCGCCGAGCUACAGGCCCAGCGACACUCCCACGAAUGCGCCCAUUCCUGGUCCUCUCCUCGCGCUACGUGGCAUGGGCAUCCCGGACAGUUACUUUGAGAAACCGCGCUAUCUGGAACAGAAGCCGCUCAUCCCAGUCCCAGUUCCAGUCUCUGUUGAGGCGAAGGCCGUUCCUGCAGCUACUCCAGCUGGCCAUCACCAGGCCACGCUCAGCUCCAGCCAAAUGGGCGAUGUCACCUUGGAGCGCAUGAUCGAUGCCAUACUGGAGAGCACGCGCAAGCCUCCAACCAAGGCGGGAGCACUACGAUCCCGACAGCGUCUCCACCAACGACAGCGACUGCGUGGAGGCGGAGGCCAACGCCAGCGUCUCGUCUCGCCCACCGCCACCCACUCACCCACCUAUCGACCCGCCUUCGAUCCGGCCAGCGAUCUCUGCGAGUACUGGCAGCAGCCGCCGCCGCUAGGAGCAGCCUCCAACUCUCCCUCGCUGAAUCUGAAUCUGAAUCCGAAUGUGUAUGAAGAGCGUGAGGUGCGCUCUCCGCAAGCGUCCAAGCUCCGCUCCUCUGUCUCACUCCAGUUGCAGUUGCGCAGGCAACGUGGAGUGCGGCGCAAGCGCAAGAUUGCCACGAAGAUCUCGUCGAGCGUGCGGCAUUCGGCGCAGAAGCUGCUGGCGGCCGCCUCUCGCUCCGCCCAGAAGUUGCCGCAGUCACACGCUCCCCGCUCCUCUCGCCACAUAAGUCCGGACAGUGGGCAUAAUUCGACAAGCGACUGCGACUUGGAGGAGGAGCCACUGGGUGGUGAAGCUUACGUUGUGGAUGCGGCCAUCAAGCGGCGACUGAGUUUUUCCUUUCACGAAGAAGAGUUUGUAGAGAAAUGAAGUCAAGUUUAUGUAUUUUUUUGUAGC